Aspergillus nidulans FGSC A4 is the source of this 1459-nucleotide messenger RNA. RefSeq names its product protein barA. Gene Ontology annotation, biological process: ceramide biosynthetic process. Lineage: Eukaryota; Fungi; Ascomycota; Eurotiomycetes; Eurotiales; Aspergillaceae. Gene Ontology annotation, cellular component: membrane. The record is from RefSeq and is a predicted model, not a curated record. Gene Ontology annotation, molecular function: sphingosine N-acyltransferase activity. The transcript is spliced from 4 exons. The coding region runs from base 1 to 1290 and encodes 429 amino acids.
AUGGCUAAGGAUACGACUCUGCCAGCGCAGUCAGUUACGGAGCUCAAUGCCUGCGUGACGACCUCCUCGCACCGUCCUGUCAAGGACACCACGUUCCGGGAGUGGGUGGUUUCGAAUCAGAUCGGCAUAUCCUUGACAACCCUUUCCAUGCUAUUGGCCGUCCACCACCUAUACCCUUCUCUCUCGCCCUACACCACGCCGUUCUUCCAGCUGUCGUACUAUCAACCUUCGCAGGGGGUAUACAUCCAGGGCUGGGAUGAUAUCUACUUCGUUAUAAGCUCCGUCUUUGCGUUCACCGCGAUUCGUGCCAUCGCGAUGGAGUGGGUGUUUUGGCCAUUGGCGCGAUGGUCUGGAUUGAAGAGAAAAGCAUCGAUUCGACUCGCGGAGCAGGGCUGGAUGUGGCUAUACUACGCCGUCUUCUGGACCGUUGGAAUGUACAUUUGGUCGCAAUCGGACUACUGGAUGGACUUUAAGGCUAUCUGGGCUCAUUGGCCCGCGCGUGGUGUCUCGGGUCUGAUGAAGUGGUACCUCCUUGCGCAGCUUGCGUUCUGGGUCCAGCAGAUCUUCGUUAUUAACAUUGAGGAGCGGAGAAAGGAUCACUACCAGAUGUUGACCCAUCAUUUCAUCACCAGCUGUCUUCUCACCUCUGCCUAUGUUUACGGCUUCUAUAACGUCUCUAAUGUGGUGCUCAACCUGAUGGACAUCGUGGAUUUAUUGCUGCCGACUGCAAAAAUCCUCAAGUACUUGAAAUUUGAAAUGUCCUGCAACAUCGCUUUUGGAGUGUUUAUGGUGGUCUGGGCCAUUUCACGCCAUAUCAUGUACCCAUUGCUCUGCUGGUCCAUCUUCAAGGAUGUACCCGCUGUUAUGCCUUGGGGCUGCUACUCCGGUGCCACAGGCGAGCUGAUCUCAACCAACGGUUAUCCUGACAGAGUGAUGCACCUCUUCUCCCCGUUCUUGAACAUCGACGGCCCCAUUUGCAUGAACCGCACGAUCAAAUGGAUUUUCCUCUCGUCUCUGCUGGCGCUCCAGGUUCUGUCCAUUAUCUGGUUCAGCAUGGUCAUUCGAGUGGCCAUAGGCGUCCUCCGAACCGGCAAUGCAGAAGAUACUCGCAGUGACAGUGAAGAGAAGGACGAAGAAGAAGUAGAUCCCAAAAGCGCCGCUAAUGGCAAUGCCAUCGCAGCGGAGGUCUCAAGCGCUGAAUGGCGUCGAAACGGACCAUCCUCCACUCGGUCUCGCCGAAGCGAUCGCAAGGCACUCCUCGGACGAAUCGGAUGCGACACCCGCACCUAACUAUAUCACCUGGAUUCAAACGUCCCGUCUAGUUAACGCCAUCAUGCUGUGGAUGCCGAUAUUGCACAUCUGAUGAACCGAAAAUAUGAAUACAUGAAACUAUUCGUACCUAAAUGUCGUGUUCUGAAAAUUUAUAUCGUCACGUUUGAUACCACGCAUCUCGUCUUGA